AUGAACAGUUUUAGGAUCAAUACGUAGCACAAACAGUCUCAAGUCUCAACAUCACCAGCAUGAUGUUUGUUGCCUUAGAUCAAUACGUAGCACCCUUUGGUUGGCAACUUGUCCAUCUUUGUGUGCCUUGGAAUAGAUGUCAUCAUAUCACCUAUACUCUGGUGCAAAUUCCGAAGGAACCCAAGCUUGUGUAGUUCACUAACAGGCUGCACGGGUCAUGGUUUCACGCCAUCCAAUGUUCAGCGAUGUUGUGUGGGAAAUAGAAACGCUUCAUGCCAUCCCACGAUUUCACAUAAGGAAUAUUCAAAGCCUAUUGCAUUUGAUCAAGCAAACUAUUCAUCAAUCCAGGAAAAAGCUCUUCAUCACCUACAUUCGUUUGAAUAUAGCAAAAGAAGAAUUUCGUCGUGACAACAACAUCGAAGAUAUUUUCAUCAAGCACCCUGAUGGAGUAUAUGGCCCAGGGACCUCCGGCCAACAGACUCUCACUUCUCCUACGCAGGCCCAUCAAGUCCGGUGAGCACACAAAGCCCAAACGUAGCGGCCCAAACAUGAGGAAGCCCACAGUGCACAUGUGGAUGCCUUCGACCCUAUGGCUGAGGACUCCAAAUUCUAGAAGACAACUUGAGAUUGACUGACUAUAUUGCUUAUAAUUAGUGAGUUAAUUUCAUGAGAUUAUCUAAGUUUCAGGUAGAAGUUGAAGCUUGCUACCAUUGCCGUUGCUUCGGGGAGUUUCAAGAGAGAAGACGUGGUUCGUGCUUCCUCUGUUCUGUUUUCAAAAUAAUUAUGAUAUGGCUCAUGGAUACUAUUUUUGGAUAAUUAAUUGGGGCUUGUAUGCCCAUGCUUGCCAAAGUGUGGCAUAAACACUUGUAUUAAAAUGUUU
Molecule: messenger RNA, 880 nt
Organism: Cuscuta europaea
Lineage: Eukaryota; Viridiplantae; Streptophyta; Magnoliopsida; Solanales; Convolvulaceae
Source: the annotation of a GenBank genome assembly